Molecule: messenger RNA, 3213 nt
Organism: Salvelinus fontinalis (brook trout)
Lineage: Eukaryota; Metazoa; Chordata; Actinopteri; Salmoniformes; Salmonidae
Product: dTDP-D-glucose 4,6-dehydratase-like
Exons: 12
Coding region: 400-1419 (339 amino acids)
Biological process (GO): nucleotide-sugar metabolic process
Molecular function (GO): dTDP-glucose 4,6-dehydratase activity
Source: RefSeq, a predicted model, not a curated record
AACGCAGGCCUCUGAUACGUGUCAACAUUGCCAUAAAGCGACAAAAGACUGUCGCAAAAGUUGCACAUUACAUUUUGCUGAUAUGGUUUCUACUGUAUCAACUGCUUCUGACAUGAACUGGUGACAACACAAACAUCUGAGUAAUGUUAUCUAGCUGUUCGUUAACGUGUUGUCGAUGUGCUUCGCUUUAGAAUGGCCUCAAUCACUUAAAAUCAGUUCCCGCAUAUAGUUUGCGAUUAUCUCUUGUUUACUCAACAAUAAGACACUCCAGCACAGGUAAGCUAGUUAGCUAGCUAAGGUAGGCAUAACUUAUGUCACUAGGAGAGUGCCUUUGGGCUUCAAUGAAAACUGAAGAUCCAGGAGAAGAGUUGUGAGGAGACAUCAACAGGCUGUGCGAGGAUGGACUUUGUCAAAACGGUCCUGGUGACUGGAGGGGCAGGUUUCAUUGGGUCCCAUUUUGUCUGCUCCCUAGUCAACAGGCAUCCAGAUUGGCGUAUCAUCAACUUUGACAAUCUGGACUACUGUUCCAAUCUCAGGAACCUGGAGUCUAUAGAGGAGAAUGAAAACUACACCUUUAUCAGGGGGGAUAUAUGCAAUCCACGCUUGGUAAACCACAUCUUUGCCACAGAAAAUAUCGACAUCGUCUUUCACUUUGCGGCUCAAACACAUGUUGAGACGUCCUUCGUUUGGCCGUCCAGAUACCACACGGUGAACGUGGAGGGGACAAGGGUGCUACUGAAAGCAGCUUUUGAGGCCAAGGUGGAGAAGUUUAUUUACAUUAGUACAGAUGAGGUGUACGGAGAGAGUCUUUAUAAGGAAUUAGAUGAAACCAGCCCAAGAAGACCCAACAACCCAUACUCUGUGUCUAAAGCAGCUGCUGAGUGUCUUGUAUUGUCCUACAGGGAGAGACACAAGUUUCCUGUUAUAAUAACAAGGAGCAAUAAUGUAUAUGGACCCAGACAGUACUUGGAGAAGGUCAUUCCAAAAUUCGUGUCCUUCCUUCAGCUGAACAAAAAAUGUACCAUCCAAGGGACCAGCCCCCAAUCUCGCCACUUCCUGUACGUGGAUGAUGCCAUUGAAGCAUUCCACACCAUCCUGGAGAGGGGAGUGGUGGGAGAAACCUACAACAUCGGGACCGACUUCGAGAUAUCCAUCAUUCAACUAGCCAGAGAACUUAUCAAGAUGGUCAGGCAUGUACCUGAUGCAGAACUGGAUGACUGGCUGGAGUUUGUGCCUGACCGGCCAGUGGUUGACCUGAGGUACCCUGUGAACUGUGAGAAGCUGUGGAGGCUGGGCUGGAAGCCUGCAGUGUCAUGGUCAGAGGGCAUCAGAAGGACAGUCAAAUGGUACCAAGAGAAUCCAGACUUCUGGCCAGAUGUCAAACCAAUUACCUUUGAGCUCGAUACCAGAGACCAAUAACCACAUAGAUCCUCUUCCUGUAUUCGUGGUCACCAACCGUGUUCCUGGAGAGCUACAGGGUGUGCUGUCUUUUGUUCCAGCCCUGUAUUAACACAUCUGGUUCAAUUAAUCAAUCUUAAUUAGGGUUGUUGACCUCCACUAGUCAAACCAUCAUCUCAAUCACUGUGGGUGUGCAAGGGAACACUUAUUUUUAUAAAUGUUUUACUAAUGAAGGUGGAGUGUAAUAUACACUGCUCAAAAAAAUAAAGGGAACACUAAAAUAACACAUCCUAGAUCUGAAUGAAUGAAAUAUUCUUAUUAAAUACUUUUUUCUUUACAUAGUUGAAUGUGCUGACAACAAAAUCACACAACACUUAUCAAUGGAAAUCAAAUUUAUCAACCCAUGGAGGUCUGGAUUUGGAGUCACACUCAAAAUUAAAGUGGAAAACCACACUACAGGCUGAUCCAACUUUGAUGUAAUGUCCUUAAAACAAAUCAAAAUGAGGCUCAGUAGUGUGUGUGGCCUCCACGUGCCUGUAUGACCUCUCUACAACUCCUGGGCAUGCUCCUGAUGAGGUGGCGGAUGGUCUCCUGAGGGAUCUCCUCCCAGACCUGGACUAAAGCAUCCGCCAACUCCUGGACAGUCUGUGGUGCAACAUGUCCCAGAUGUGCUCAAUUGGAUUCAGGUCUGGGAAACGGGCGGGCCAGUCCAUAGCAUCAAUGCCUUCCUCUUGCAGGAACUGCUGACACACUCCAGCCACAUGAGGUCUAGCAUUGUCUUGCAUUAGGAGGAACCCAGGGCCAACCGCACCAGCAUAUGGUCUCACAAGGGGUCUGAGGAUCUCAUCUCGGUACCUAAUGGCAGUCAGGCUACCUCUGGCGAGCCCAUGUAGGGCUGUGCGGCCCCCCAAAGAAAUGCCACCCCACACCAUGACUGACCCACCGCCAAACCGGUCAUGCUGGAGGAUGUUGCAGGCAGCAGAACGUUCUCCACAGCGUCUCCAGACUCUGUCACGUCUGUCACGUGCUCAGUGUGAACCUGCUUUCAUCUGUGAAGAGCACAGGGCGCCAGUGGCAAAUUUGCCAAUCUUGGUGUUCUCUGGCAAAUGCCAAACUUCCUGCACGGUGUUGGGCUGUAAGCACAACCCCCACCUGUGAACAUCGGGCCCUCAUACCACCCUCAUGGAGUCUGUUUCUGACCAUUUGAGCAGACACAUGCACAUUUGUGGCCUGCUGGAGGUCAUUUUACAGGGCUCUGGCAGUGCUCCUCCUUGCACAUAGGCGGAGGUAGCGGUCUUGCUGCUGGGUUGUUGCCCUCCUACGGCCUCCUCCACGUCUCCUGAUGUACUGGCCUGUCCUCUGGUAGCGCCUCCAUGCUCUGGACACUACGCUGACAGACACAGCAAACCUUCUUGCCACAGCUCGCAUUGAUGUGCCAUCCUGGAUGAGCUGCACUACCUGAGCCACUUGUGUGGGUUGUAGACUCCGUCUCAUGCUACCACUAGAGUGAAAGCACCGCCAGCAUUCAAAAGUGACCAAAACAUCAGCCAGGAAGCAUAGGAACUGAGAAGUGGUCUGUGGUCACCACCUGCAGAACCACUCCUUUAUUGGGGGUGUCUUGCUAAUUGCCUAUAAUUUCCAUCUCCCAUUUGCACAACAGCAUGUGAAAUUUAUUGUCAAUCAGUGUUGCUUCCUAAGUGGACAGUUUGAUUUCACAGAAGUGUGAUUGACUUGGAGUUACAUUGUGUUGUUUAAUUGUUCCCUUUAUUUUUUUGAGCAGUGUAUUUAUCAUAGUCAAUAAAUAACUUUAUAGAG